GGAUAGCCUUGCAAAUUCUAAAAAGCAAGAAGGCGGCCGUCAUCAUUCGAGAUCGAAAUAGCAACUUCCAGCAUCUCCACAGAGCGACUUACUUUCUUCUCUCUCUCUCUUUAUCGCCCUCUCCUCAUCUUCCGCAGCCUCUAAACUUUCCGAACAGGUUGCGUAUUUGGGGGAGAAUAAACGAAAAGGUUCCAGCGAAUUAUUUUAGCGCGCAGAAUAGAAUAUAAGUAUGAGUGACGGGGAAGAGUACAGUCCUGUUGAAUCUCCAACACUCGUACCCAUAAGACGAAGGGAUGAUGUAUGGCCACCAAGAACAUCAAGCGUACGAUAUCUUCCAAAAACAGGCUUUUCUCCUACAAUAGUGCGAGAAGGAGGACCAGGUAAAAGAUUCGUAUGGCCACCUCCGAAGCAAGGUCAAGACCAAAUGCAGAACGAUGUAGGUCUUUUAGGUCAUGGCAAAGUAGGAGAAGCCUGGAAUCCAGAUGCCAAUGCCCUAGGAAAUAGACCACCAGCUUUUGCUCCAAGAACAAUGCCAACUAAGCGAUGCAACGACGAUAUAUGGCCACCUAAAGACAGCGAGUACCAAGCAAACAGAAAACCAUCACCACGACCUGUACAGACAGUGGGGCGAUUUGAGGACUAUAUUCGGUGCCGCGCAGGACCAAAUGUUCCCCCUACCUAUAGGACGCCCCCUGGAACACAGCAUAUACUCGUACAACAACUGGAAGGCGAAUAUAUACAUGAAUCUAAAACAACCACUACUGUAAUGUCCAAUAGUACAUCUGUACAACAACAAAGGGUUGUCACUCAACCCCAGCCUGUUGCUAGGAGACCGGUAGAAGAGGAAGAAGAAGAAGAAGAGGAGGAGGAGGAGGAGGAAGAAGAAGAGGAGGAAGAAGAGGAAGAGAGUGAAGAAGAAUAAACAUUCAUUUAAGAGAGGAGGAAAAUUAUUUUUAUUAUUCCAUAUGGAUGUGAUCAAUUAUAUUACUUUUAGCUACGAAAUAUGCAUCGAAUUUCUUUCUGUUUUGGAGAUCUUAAUGAAUAUCGAGUUCAGAAUUUGAAAAGAAAAUGUAAAUUUAUUUUAUUUAAGCAUUAAAACUAACUAGUGAUACAUAAAUAAUUAUAGAAGGAAACUUUUAAGGUAUAAAUUUACCCACAGUGCUGAUUCUUAGAAGAAAAAAAAUUUUGCUCCCAGUUUCUGAAAAUUCUGGCUAUAACAUGCUUGAGAAGCAUGCAGGAGUUACACAAUGUUUACACGUAAACCUGAAACGAUUAACGUUUUUCAAAUGUGAUAUUAUUUAAAUGCAAUUACAAACAAUAAAAAAUAAAAAAAAUUGUUUUUGGAAAGAACAAUUCUUGCUCUUACAGUUAUAUAUAACUGUCCUAUAAACUAUUUCAAAGAAAUAUAAAACAUAAAUUGUUGUAAAUUAAUAAAUAAGAACUGAUUCUGAUUUCGUAAUCAUUAGAGAUCAUUGAAAGUACUAACUCACAAUAGUUUCAUGCUAACGAAAAGUUCAAGACAAUAUCCAACCAGAUGUUAUGAUUGUGCAUUAAGAAUUCUAGUUCUUAUAUGUUUUCGUACGUCCAAUCCUUAUUCCUUAUUCUAUUUCUUUUUUUUUUUUUUUU
Parasteatoda tepidariorum (common house spider) is the source of this 1626-nucleotide messenger RNA. RefSeq lists its product as uncharacterized. NCBI's taxonomy places the organism in Eukaryota, Metazoa, Arthropoda, Arachnida, Araneae, Theridiidae. The record is from RefSeq and is a predicted model, not a curated record.